AUGCUUCCGCAGCGGUCUUCACGAUUGCUCUCUUGCCUGUCCCGUGGCGCCUUCCGUUCGCCUGUAGCACCGCUCAGCGCGUCGCUGCGAUGUCGGACCCAGCGACCGUACAGCAUUCACGCUGACAAGUCUGUCGGCGAGAAGAUACAGGAUAUCGACCCGACCAAGCUCUCCAUAACCAAGACGACGACGCCAAAAGACCUGCUGCCGCAUGAAGAACUUGUCUUUGGCCGCAACUUCUCUGAUCACAUGCUGUCGCUCGAAUGGACAGCAACAGAAGGAUGGCUGCCAGCACGCAUUACCCCCUACCAGAACCUCAGUCUCGACCCCGCGACGUGCGUCUUCCACUAUGCGUUCGAGUGCUUCGAGGGCAUGAAGGCCUACAAGGACAAGAACGGAAACAUCAGGCUGUUCAGGCCGGACAAGAACAUGGCCAGGUUGAACAAGUCAUCGGCGCGAAUUGCGUUGCCCACUUUCGACCCCGAUGCUUUGAUCGAGCUCAUUGGCAAGUUUGUGAAGGAGGAUGAGCGUUUCGUUCCCGAUGCGCGAGGCUACUCUCUCUACCUUCGCCCAACGAUGAUCGGCACUCAGCGCACCCUCGGCGUCGGCCCUCCCGCGUCUGCACUACUCUACGUGAUCGCUUCCCCCGUCGGACCAUACUACCCAACUGGAUUCAAGGCUAUCUCGCUCGAGGCUACAGACUACGCUGUGCGCGCGUGGCCUGGAGGUGUUGGAGACAAGAAGCUUGGUGCCAACUACGCACCUUGCAUCGUCCCGCAGAUGCAGGCUGCAAGCCGCGGAUUCCACCAGAACCUGUGGCUGUUUGGCGAAGAAGAGUUCAUCACCGAGGUCGGCACCAUGAACCUGUUUGCCGCUAUCAAGAACAAGGAGACUGGAAAGCCAGAAUUGCUCACUGCGCCUCUCGACGGAACUAUUCUUGAGGGAGUAACGCGAGACUCAAUCCUCGAGCUUGCGCGGGAACGUCUGGUGCCCAAGGGCUGGACCGUAUCGGAGCGCAAGUUCACCAUGAAGGAGGUGGCCGACGCUGCCAACGAGGGACGCAUGAUGGAGAUCUUCGGUGCAGGCACUGCUGCCAUUGUCGCUCCGGUGCGCAAGAUCAGCUGGAAGGGACAGCUUGUUGACUGCGGGCUCGAAGACCACGUCGAAGCCGGCCCAAUUGCACAGCAGAUGAAGGACUGGAUGGAGGCCAUUCAGUACGGCGACGAGGACCACCCGUGGAGCUCCCAACCUCUCGUUACACCGCCGACGCUCCAACGCCUAAACACCCCGUCAAUUGCCCGCCCAGAGCUGCGCCGCCGCUCGUCAAUCCCUCCACCACGCGCCCCGACGACACGCCCCCGAAUUCUCACGAUGCUGGCCGGCGCACUCUGCCGCUUGGCAGCCGACGCUCCCAGGGCCUCCCCACACGACAUGCCGCAGCUCGCCCGCACCCUCGGCCGCGCCCUCCUCGCCCGCAAUGCCGCCCAGCACCCGCAUGCGCGCGCCCUCUCACGCGCCUUUGCCUCUGCCCUCCAGAACCGUCGGUCGUAUGCUACAACUACGCGCGCCACCAAGCCCACGGCGACGGUGAAGAAGGCGGUCAAGACAGCCGCCGCUAAGAAGCCUGCGCCCAAGAAGACGGCCACAACAGCAAAGAAGGCGGCUCCCAAGAAGAAGCCCGCAGCAAAGAAGGCGGCGCCCAAGAAGAAGGCAAAGAAGCCUACCGCGAAGAAGCCCGCGCCCAAGAAGCGCGUCAAGAAGGUCUUGACGCCCGAAGAACAACAAAAGGUCAAGCUCCGAGAGCUACGCGCCAAGGCACUCAAGGAACCCGUGAGCCGCAGGUCAUUGUCUGCUCUCCAUGUAUUCUUAGCUGAAAAGCUGGCUGGUGUUCCGGGCCAAAAGACUGGGCAACUUCCGGCUGCUACGGCCGAGUUCCAGAAGUUGACCCCCGCUGAGCUUGAGCACUACAACCACCUCGCAAGCGAGAGGACUGUCGCUAGAAGAGCCGAGUACGACGCAUGGCUCAAGGCCUACACUCCCGACCAGAUCCGCAUUGCGAACAACGCACGUGCCCAGUUACGGAGGAUCUAUACGAGUGAAAAGAAGAAGGCUCCUGCUCACACUGCCAAGCUUGUCGAUGAGCGUCAUGUGAACAAAGUGAUACCCGCCUAUGCCGCCUUUGUCAAAGAAAGGUUUGCCUCCGGAGACUUCAAGAACAUUUCCCCUCUCGAGGCUAUGAAACUCAUCUCCCAGGAGUGGAAGUCUUUGGGCGCUGCUGAGAAGAAGAAAUACACAGACGCCUACGCUGCUCAGAAGAACGCUGCGGCAUCCGCAUAA
Alternaria ethzedia is the source of this 2337-nucleotide messenger RNA. RefSeq lists its product as uncharacterized. The coding region runs from base 1 to 2337 and encodes 778 amino acids. Gene Ontology annotation, cellular component: mitochondrion. Lineage: Eukaryota; Fungi; Ascomycota; Dothideomycetes; Pleosporales; Pleosporaceae. Gene Ontology annotation, molecular function: branched-chain-amino-acid:2-oxoglutarate transaminase activity. Gene Ontology annotation, biological process: L-leucine biosynthetic process; L-valine biosynthetic process. The record is from RefSeq and is a predicted model, not a curated record. The transcript has 6 exons.